Molecule: messenger RNA, 564 nt
Organism: Cryptotermes secundus
Lineage: Eukaryota; Metazoa; Arthropoda; Insecta; Blattodea; Kalotermitidae
Exons: 4
Source: RefSeq, a predicted model, not a curated record
GUGUCUUCAUACAUAGACAACCAACAAUUGUUUGUUUCAAGAUGAACUUGACAAGGGGAAAAUUGUUGAUCAUAGUUUUAUUCGUCCUGACAUUGAAAACCCUCGCUGCUAGCAGUCAUUUAUGUGAUGUGUGUAGUGAAGAUAUUGUGGCGGAAGACGACCUCUGCACGGACUAUUCAACUGCCGGAUCGUGUCGGUUCGACCAGCCUGUCUGCACCGGGGAGCCAUGGGAAGAUGGUUUCGCAGAAGAAUUCGACUACUCCUGUUCCCAGGAAGAGGAUUCGACAAAACAACCUUCCCCUGAAGCGGGAGCUGUAAUCGCGUUGAUCCUUAUUUUAGUCUUAGUUGGAUGGGUUAUACUGGUAGAACUGGAGUCACAUGCCCACCGAAGUGUCCCGCUGCGCCGGCAUUCAUCGGGCGUGUUCUGCAAUAGAAGUACGACCAUCUUCUGUGACCGCCCAUUAUGCCCGCCUGCUUGUCGACCUGCCAUCCUGCCUGCCUGUCGACCUGCCAUCCUGCCAGCCUGUCGACCUGCCUGUCGNCAGCCCGCCUCACGGCCCGCCU